AAACUUCAUUUGGCCGCCGUGCUUUCCACCUGCAGUAGUUACUACUGGUGCACGUGCAAGGCGUUCUCGUGAGCAGUAGGUUUACGUGGCUUCUUUUCUUCCGGCGCACUCGCUCGUCCAGAGUCCGGAGUCCAGACAUAAACUCGCCCACCCCUCACGCCACGCACCAAGGAGAGGCAAGCAAGCUGUAACGGCUGCCCGGCGAAGGUGAGUGGUGACCAUGGACGUGGCGAGCGGCACGGCCAAGCGCAAGCGCUCGUCCGCCGAAGCCCCGGCCCCCGUCGGCGUCGACGACGUGUCCGACACCGAGGUCGAGGAGUUCUACGCCAUACUCCGCCGCAUGCGGGACGCCUCCCGCCGGCUCGCCUCGGGCGGGGUCGCCGCCGCCAGGGCCCGCGCCCCGGCUCCGGCCCCGCGCGCGCCGGCCUGGUGCCCCAGCUUCUCCUGGGAGGACUUCGCCCCGACACCGCCGCCUGCCCCGCAGCAGCAACUGCCCGCAGACGAGCGCGUCGCCGAGAACGCCACGCCGCCGCGGCGGCCCGUCCCCCGCGGCCUCGACCUCAACGCCGAGCCGGAGCCGGAGGUCACCCCCUCGUAGAGGCGCGAGGACGACGAGCCCUGGGACGGACGGACAGACGUGGGCGAGCUGGCCGGCGACGAUACUCUCCUCUCCUCUGUACCACCCACCGCCCGGCCGGCCGGUGCUUUUUUAGCAAACUGAUCAUCUUCAUCUGUUAAUUUACUUUACCGGUGGUAAUUCGGUAUGUUUAAACGAACGUUACUAUACUACGUAGCACUGUAGUUGUACGAGUACUCUCUUUCUUGGCCGCGUACAUUUGUACGUGAUGCCUCUCGCUGUCUUGCUUGUGUGAACAAGGGAGACCUGUCACAAGAGUCCAUUGAGACUGCUGUAUUCUACUAACAUUGCUUCA
Triticum aestivum (bread wheat) is the source of this 932-nucleotide messenger RNA. RefSeq names its product protein NEGATIVE REGULATOR OF RESISTANCE. NCBI's taxonomy places the organism in Eukaryota, Viridiplantae, Streptophyta, Magnoliopsida, Poales, Poaceae. Gene Ontology annotation, biological process: regulation of systemic acquired resistance. The transcript has a single exon. The coding region runs from base 221 to 598 and encodes 125 amino acids. The record is from RefSeq and is a predicted model, not a curated record.